This is a messenger RNA of Linum tenue, 351 nucleotides long. NCBI's taxonomy places the organism in Eukaryota, Viridiplantae, Streptophyta, Magnoliopsida, Malpighiales, Linaceae. The record is from the annotation of a GenBank genome assembly.
AUGAGGAGUAAAUCCCUCCCAUAUCUCACGUUCCACAGCAAAAUCGGACGGGAUCCCAGCCUAAAAUACGCCAUUGAAGCGCCGGUCAACCUCCAAAUCGACGGGGAGGAAGAACGAAAGUUAUCGGCGGUCGUGGGUCGCCGUCGGCGAAGGAAGAUCGACUGCCAGACGCGACGAAAGGGGAUCUGGGUAAGUUUACUUUUGAUAUUUGAAUUUGAUUUCUGGUUUCUAUGUUAUUUUUAUUUUGAUUUUUGGGAUUUGGCUUUCUGUUGGGAGGAGACGGAGAGUCAACAACGACGAGGGAAGAUUGAUUCGUCGGCGAUGCCAAAAUCGAAGGAUAACAAAAGAUAG